Molecule: messenger RNA, 966 nt
Organism: Emys orbicularis (European pond turtle)
Lineage: Eukaryota; Metazoa; Chordata; Testudines; Emydidae
Gene: TNFSF11
Product: TNF superfamily member 11
Exons: 5
Coding region: 1-966 (321 amino acids)
Biological process (GO): immune response
Cellular component (GO): membrane
Molecular function (GO): tumor necrosis factor receptor binding
Source: RefSeq, a predicted model, not a curated record
AUGCGGCGCGCCAGCCGAGACUACACCAAGUACCUGCGCGGCUCCGAGGAGCUGGGCGGCAGCGCCCCCCAAGAGAGCUCGCAGCAGCAGCCGCAGUCGGUGCCGCCGGCCCAUCCGCACCCGCCGCCGCCUCUAGCCUCCGCCAGGGCCCUGCUGGUCCCGCUGGUGCUGCUCGGGCUGGGGCAGGUGGUCUGCAGCGUUGCGUUGUUCUUCUGCUUCAGAGCCCAGAUGGACCCUAACAGAAUUACAAAAGAAGACACUCGCUGUUUCACAGCACUUUUAAGACUUCAAGAAAGCACAGAUUUGCAAGAGACAACACUGGAAAAUCAGGAAGCAAAAUUAAUCUCCGAAUCAUGCUGGAGAAUAAAACAGGCUUUGCAAGGAGUUAUGCAGAAGGAGAUACAGCGCAUCAUUGCUGGAAGAGAGCCACCAAGAUCAGGAAAAGCUAUAAUGGAAGCACCAUGGUUUGAUCUGUCCAAGAGAAACAAACCUGAGAAGCAGCCCUUUGCACAUCUCAUUAUUGAUGAUAAAAAUAUUCCAGCUGGCACACGCAAAGUGAACCUUACAUCCUGGCAUCAUGACAAAGGGCAGGCAAACUUAUCGAAUAUGACCUUCCGUGAUGGAAAACUAAUAGUCAAUCAAGAUGGGUUUUACUACUUGUAUGCCAACAUUUGUUUUAGACACCAUGAAACUUCAGGAGACCUAACUAGAAGAGGGCUUCAGCUGAUGGUGUACAUGAUUAAAACAAACCUUAAAAUAAGACGCUCUGAUGCCCUAAUGAAGGGAGGAAGCACCAAAUAUUGGUCAGGAAAUUCAGAAUUUCAUUUUUAUUCUGUAAACAUAGGAGGAUUUUUUAAACUAAAGUCUGGAGAAGUAAUAAGUAUCCAGGUAUCAAACCCAUCAUUACUGGAUUCAUCUCAAGAAGCAACUUAUUUUGGGGCAUUUAAAGUAAGGGAUCUAGACUGA